AAAAGACAUCUAAGCUCUCACCUUACCCUCUAUUAGUGUUGCAAAAACAUAGAAAACCCAAGAACCAGGAUUUUCUUCUCAUAAUCAGUCAUAGCAAGAAAAGCAACACUGGAAACAGAUGUCUCCAAUUCCAAAGCAGUUUUUAGGUGAUCUCAGAAGCAAGCCACUUUCACUUGAUCUUGAAAUUUGAGAGGACAAGGUAGGAUCACUGGAUAAAGGAAAUGGUUUGUGGAUUCAAUCUCAAACUUCACAUCAUCCCAUCAGUUCCCCCAUUUUGCCACCACCAAACUCUGUCUCUCUCUCAAAGGCUCCAAAGAUAAAAUAAAUCUUUUACAGCAAGCUCUGAAAUAGAUCUUAAUCUGAUUAUUCUGGUGGUUCAUUGAUGCACCUGUUUGGUUAAAUCAUGAAACCAAAAUUUGAUCUUGAAUUGGAGGCCUAUGCAGAAUAUGAAUCUGAAGUUAGCAGCCAGGUUGCUUCCAAUGUAUCAAUUCAAGAAACUUCUGCAGGUCCUUGUAGUAACAGCCUCACUAACUCUUCCAACCUCACAAACCCAAUAGGGAUUCAUCCAAAUUUAGAUGCUAUUUCACUUGACUUAACUCUCAACUUCAAGAAUAAUGAGUUUGGGACAAGAGAUUCAAUAGGAUUCUCAUUCUCAAGCACUAGUGAGAGCAGCAAUGAACCUGCCUCUCAAACUACAGCAGCAACCAUUCCUCGAGUUUUCCCUUGCAAUUACUGUCAACGCAAAUUUUUAAGCUCUCAGGCUCUUGGUGGACACCAGAAUGCACACAAGAGGGAAAGAACAUUAGCAAAAAGGGCAAUGCGAAUGGGUUUUUUUACUGAGAGGUAUGCUAGUCUUGCAUCUCUUCCUCUGCAUGGUUCUUACAGGACCUUAGGGAUAAAGGCACACUCUUCAAUGCACCAUGUUUUCCCACCAACAAUGAGGCCUCCCGAGAUAAAAAGCAAUGCAAGAUUUGAGCAAGAAUAUCCUGGCCUUCCAAUAUUCUUGGAGGAUGAUGAGUCAGAUUUGUUGUGGCCUGGUAGUUUCCGUCAGGUUGCAGAGGCAGGUGAUAGUCAUCAGAAUUUCAUACUAACUGCAAGUACAGACUUGAGUUUUAGUGAGGUAAAUCCACCAGUAGACAUAAAGAACUCAACACCAGAUUUGACAUUGAAACUCUGAAGGAGGUUAUUUGGUAUAAUAUCUGGCCUUGAGUUGUAUGCUCUAUUUUUAUAUUCUUGUAAAAUAAGACAUGCAUGCAAGGGGCCAUGAUAGCUAGAUUGAUUACUAUCCUUGGAUUUCCUUUUACUUUC
Gastrolobium bilobum is the source of this 1308-nucleotide messenger RNA. Its product is annotated as zinc finger protein 4-like. Bases 404 to 1177 code for a protein of 257 amino acids. Lineage: Eukaryota; Viridiplantae; Streptophyta; Magnoliopsida; Fabales; Fabaceae. The transcript has 3 exons. Gene Ontology annotation, biological process: negative regulation of abscisic acid-activated signaling pathway. The record is from RefSeq and is a predicted model, not a curated record.